Cololabis saira (Pacific saury) is the source of this 4048-nucleotide messenger RNA. RefSeq names its product E3 ubiquitin-protein ligase TRIM39-like. NCBI's taxonomy places the organism in Eukaryota, Metazoa, Chordata, Actinopteri, Beloniformes, Belonidae. The transcript has 2 exons. Gene Ontology annotation, biological process: protein ubiquitination. Gene Ontology annotation, molecular function: ubiquitin-protein transferase activity; zinc ion binding; protein binding. Bases 976 to 2622 code for a protein of 548 amino acids. The record is from RefSeq and is a predicted model, not a curated record.
UUAUCUGCAGAUUGGGGUUAUGUAUGUAUGUAUUCUGUAUCAUCCGGAGCUGAGAUAGUUCUGCCCUUCAAUUAGAGACCUGUAAUUGCGUUUUUUUUCGUCAUCGGACGCCAGGCGAUCAAUAAAAUAUUAUUGGAUACCUAAAAUUAAACAAAACAUACACAGGUAAUAUUUAAUUGUGCAGACAUGCCUCGUAAGGAGAGGAGGUGGAGAGAGCUAUAUUACAGUGUUUAAUCAUACACUCCCUUAUCUCCCUAUUCCUCUAUUCUUUCCUGCUUAUCGCUCAAACAAAUCAUUAUUUAUAAAUUAACAUCAGCAUUAAUUUAAGAUACCUUCAUUAUUUAUGGAAGGCCACUGUCUAACAUCAUCAAUCCAGCUAUAAUGAUGCUGUAGAGCGUCAGGUUACAAUAACAGCGCUGCGGUGGCAGAUUGACACCUGCCACCGCAGCAAUGGCGCCGCCGCAAGAUGGCGGCGCACACAAACCGGUCGCCGGAUUCGUCUAUAGACCCAACCCAGCUUCUGGAUGAUGUUUAGUUCAUGCUGGCACUUUUGAAUGACUAAAAUACAACCAGAAACCUUCCUGAUUAGAUCCUGAAAACAUCCAUGAAGACUUGAGAUUCCAGCACAAACAGAUGUUGAACAGUUGAAGCUGAAGAGUUUAGUGUUUAACUACAAAAGGAUGAACUGAUGUGAGUUAGUAAAGAGUUUUCAGAAGGAUGAAGACAACGACAGAUAAAAUCAGGUAAAACAGGCAUCAUGAAAAGUCAGGUGACAGUAAUCAGGAAGAGCCGCAGAACUGGAAAUACAGGAAAACUUCAACGUCAGGUGGUUGAGUGAAUCAGAAGGUUUGUCAGAGCGACAGAAGAGCUGCAGCAGAGACUAAACCUGUCUGAUUCUGGGUUUCUGAGUAAAUUCAGACUUCAGAGUUUGUUCUCAUCAACUCAGCAGAGAGUCUGGAGAUACUGAGAUCCAACAUGUCUGCUGGCAGCAACCUGAGAUCUGCAGAUCAGUUCCUGUGCUCCAUCUGUCUGGAUGUGUUCACUGAUCCAGUCAGCACACCGUGUGGACACAACUUCUGUAAAACCUGCAUCACUCAUUUCUGGGAUGAUAAUGUUCUCUACAAGUGUCCCAUCUGUCAAAAGAUGUUCAGUACAAGACCUGACCUGGAAGUCAACACCUUCAUCAGAGAGAUAGUUUCAGAGUUCAGACGUGAAGCUGAACAGAAAUCCAGCAGCAGCAGCUCAGAGCAACAAGCUGCAGAACCAGGAGAAGUUCCCUGUGACGUCUGCACUGGAACCAGACUGAAGGCCCUGAAGUCCUGCCUGGUUUGUCUGCUGUCCUACUGUGAGACUCAUCUGGAGCCUCAUCUGACAAUGUCAGGCCUGAAAAGACAUCAGCUGGUGGAGCCUGUGGAGAACCUGGAGGACAGGAUUUGUAGGAAGCACGAUAAACCUCUGGAGCUGUUCUGUAAGACCGACCAGACAUGUGUCUGCAUGCUCUGCUCUGUUUUAGACCACAAGACUCAUGAGCUUGUUCCUCUGAGAGAAGAAUAUGAAGGAAAGAAGGCAGAGCUGGAGAAGACAGAGGCUGAGAUUCAGCAGAUGAUCCAGAAGAGACGACUGAAGAUUCAGGAGACCAAAGAGUCUCUGAAGAUCAGUAACGAUGCUGCAGACAGAGAGAAAGCAGAAGGUGUUCAGGUCUUCACUGAUCUGAAGGAGUCUGUUGAGAGACGUCUGAAGGAGUUCAUGAAGGAGAUGGAAGACAAACAGAAAACUGCAGAGAAACAGGCCGAAGACUUCAUCAAAGAUCUGGAACAGGAAAUCUGUGAGCUGAAGAAGAGGAGCUCUGAGGUGCAGCAGCUCUCACGCUCUGAAGAUCAACUCCACCUCCUCCAAAGAUUCUCAUCCCUGAAAGAUGCUCCACCCACCAAGAACUGGACAGAGGUCAGAGUCCAUCCACCUUCAUAUGAGGGGACUGUGGUGAGAGCUGUGGACCAGCUGGAGAAGAACCUCAGAGAAAAGAUGAAGAAGCUGCUCGCUGAAGUUGAGCUGAGGAGGAUCCAGCAGUUUGAAGCUGAUGUGACUCUUGAUCCUGAUACAGCACAUCGUAAACUCAUCCUGUCUGAAGAUGGAAAACAAGUUCAAUGUGGUAAUGUGGGGAAGAAUCUUCCAGAUAAUCCAGAGAGAUUCUCUACAAAUCCUUGUGUUUUAGGAAAACAGAGUUUCUCUUCAGGCAGAUUUUACUUUGAGGUUCAGGUUAAAGGAAAGACUGGCUGGGAUGUAGGAGUGGCCAGAGAGUCGAUCAACAGGAAGGGACAAAUCACAGCGAGUCCUCAGAAUGGUUAUUGGACUGUUCGUCUAAGAAAUGUAAACAAUUACUCAGCUCCUAAUUAUUUGCCAGUCCGUCUCCAUCUCAGUUCUCCUCCUGAGAAGUUGGGGGUGUUUGUGGAUUAUGAGGAGGGUCUGGUCUCCUUUUAUGAUGUAAAUGCUGCAGCACUUAUCUACUCCUUUACUGGCUGCUGCUUCAGGGAGAAACUCCACCUGUACUUCUGUCCUUGUGUCAAUGAUGGAGGUAAAAACUCUGCUCCUCUGAUCAUCUGUCCUGUCAAUCAAACUGUCUGAUCUUUGAUGUCAUGAGUCUUCAUCAACUCUGACUGUUUAUUUAAAAUGAUUAAAGAUUCACUCUGAUUGAUGGAAACAAAUGUUCAAGUUCCUCCAAAGUUUUUUAAUCUCAUUAAAGUGAUUAUUUUGUUUGAUUGAUCAUAUCAUCGGCGUUUCUAGCUUCUUUUUAGGGGGGCUACAGCACUGAACCCUAAAAGAUAUGUUUUAUUUUUUGUUGUACGUUUAAUAAGCUAAGGAAAUGUCAAAACCAUAUACAGUAUAUGGAUUAAAGCACCCCAUCAGCAGCACCCCAUGCUACGGAAAUGGUGUGUGUGUGUGUGUGUGCGUGCGUGCGUGCGUGCGUGCGUGCGUGCGUGCGUGCGUGCGUGCGUGCGUGCGUGUGUGCGUGCGUGCGUGCGCGUGUAUAAACAGACAGACAGAAAGCAUCAUCAUGGACACACGCAGAUGCAUAUACAAAAUAUCCAGGUUCAGGUAGGAGUGUAUGAUCACAUGGUGUGACUUCAUUUCUCGUUGCAACCAAAUAUUCAAUUAGAAUGAUGUAAUAUGGAUCAAUUUAUCAUUUAUUAGAUAUAAAUUAUUGAAUAUUAUAUUAAUUAUUAUAUAUAUAUUAUCAUAUAGACUUAUCAUAUUUGGUUGACAGUUCAAAGAAAGAGAGGAGCAGAGAGAGGACUUUAUUAGUAAUUUUAUUAUAAUUUUUUAUAUGAAUGUAAGGGGACAGAGAAGGAGCUUACAGACCACAAAUAAGAAUGCACCUACUUGUGCGGUGUCAAGGGUCAUCCACCAUGAGUUGCACUUCAAUUUGAUCAAGAAACCACACUCAGGGUGGUAGCCUAGUGGUAACAGAGGAGGGCUGGAGUCUGGAGGGCUCACGUUCAAGCAUUGAAACUGGAUUGCAAUUGAGUUCAACCACUGCUGAGUCAUUGUAUGGCAGACUCCUAGUCUGACUGGAAACGGGUCAAAUUCAGAGAAUAAAAUGUCCCCGUUGUGGGAUUACUAAGGGAAAAAAUGUAUUUAUGUUUAAAUAACUUUUCUCACAUUUAUUGGUUUACUCAGUGUUUCUUCUACCCUAAAUGUGUCAUGCUUUUCUUUCACAAAUGUGGGAAUGAUGGUUCAAACUUGUGUUAAAAUGUACAAAACAGUGAAGUUUAUUUUGCCUCGCCGGCCAGCAAACUCUGAAUGCUCAACACGUCUAAAGCUCUGAUCCUAGAAUCACCCUGUAUCAUAUUUUUUUUUGUUGUACUUCUACCUUUUACCUGUUUUUUGUUCUUCGCUUUUUAAAGGAAGGAGAUUUUCCAGUCAAAUGUAACAUCACGUGAUCUAAGUGUAACAUCUGCAAGUGUGAAUGAUCAAUACAAUAUCUGAUGGUGGAAAGACUGAAAACUGCUGGAUUGUUGAAGUUUUUCCUGAAUAAAGCAGAACUCUGUAA